Molecule: messenger RNA, 1821 nt
Organism: Strongyloides ratti
Lineage: Eukaryota; Metazoa; Nematoda; Chromadorea; Rhabditida; Strongyloididae
Exons: 2
Coding region: 1-1821 (606 amino acids)
Source: RefSeq, a predicted model, not a curated record
AUGAUUUCAAAAAGUAGAUCAAGAUCAAAUUCUCGCAAAGUUUCAAAUGCGCCUAAUAGAAUUACUGCUCAAAUUUCAGAAGAAUUUUCAGUUAUUUCAAAUGGAAAGCGAGAUACUUUUCAAACAACUAUCAAUAAAACAGGAUAUUUAGGAGACAUUUCUUCAGCUGCUAUAAUAGAAAAAAGUAAAAUGUUAACUAAUGGUAAAUUAGAAACUUUUGAAAAUAAAAUUGAGCCUAAAAGUAUUACCGAAAAAACUGAAAAUUCAGAAACAGUUACCGAUUGGACUUCAAAUAUUCUUAUUAAAAGACCACUUAAUGUUUACAAUAAAGAAUAUCAAAGUUUUUGUAUUGAUGAUACAACAAAUGGAACAUUAUUAUUUAACAAUACAGAAUUGAUUAAUUUGCCUAAUACUAACAAAAAAAUUGAAACUUUUAAGAUAAAUAAUUCAACAAAAAGCUUUCAAACGAUUGAUUCAUCAUCUGAUGGUGAAAAUUUUAUAACGAAUCAAUCUAAACGUUUUUCAUUUCGUAAAAGAUCAAAAAGUUUUAAAAGAGAAAAUUCUAAGGAUAGAAAUUGUAUUAAAUUAAAUAACGAAACUACUAAAGUUUUACAUGGCACAAAAAAUAACCGUACAACCGUUAAUGUAAGUAGUUGUGAAGAUUUAACAGACAAAACUUAUACUACAACAUCUCAACAAACAACAUUAGGUUUUUAUUCAGAGUUCAAAAAUGAAUAUGAGCAUUUAUUAGAUGAAAAUAAAAUAUUAGGUGAAGUUUCAUCAUCGUAUAAUAGUAAAAUUGAUACACAAAUUCUACAUGAACCUAAAUUUAGAAAAUUUAAGAAGGCAGAAGAUUUACAACCAUCACCAAUUUUAAAAGAAAAAGGUAUAAAGAUGACUGAAAUAGAUUGUAAAAAUUUAAAAAAAUUAUAUUCAAUAGAAAAAAAAAAUACUUCUAUUAAAUAUAAUCGUCUAACAUUUGCUGAACAGUUAGAAAUGACAUUUAAAAAUACUGAUAUACAACCUAAUAUAAAUGAUCCAAAUGCUUUAAAUUUUCUAGAUAAAUUAAAUCAUACAUACCGUAAUAGUUUAGAAGAAACAAUACCAAAUUUUAAUAUACAAUGUCUUGCUAAUAGUACACGUAAUGAUGAAUUACUUGAAAAUUUAAUAUACGAUGACAUAAAAUUACAGGAACUUCAAAGUAUUCAUUUAUCAAAAAGUUUUGAUAAAGAUGUUGAUUUAAAUUUAAUUCAAUUAGAAGUAGAAAAAAAUGAAAUGUUAUUUGCGAAGCAACAAUUCUCACAUGUUAAUGAUUGUGCUACAGAGAUGGUUCGACAAUGUUCAAAUACAAAAAUAGCCACUAUUAUUAAUACCCCAACAACAAUUUCAGAUAUAGAAGUAAAGAAAUCAGAAAUUACCAGUGACAAUAAUGUCGCAACUACAACAAGAAUUACCCAAGAUAUUUAUUCUAUUAAAAGAAAAGAUAAAAAUAAAACUGAAACUGAAAACUUAAAAUAUGAAAAAACAAUUAAAAAACAAAAAGAGCAAGUAGAUAAAGAUAUGGAAAUGACAAAAAAAACGUAUAAAGUACCUCCGCUUGUACUUAAAGAGUCACAACAAGGUGAAAAAAAUUCAUUUGUCGAUUCUUCAAUAAUUAAUGACUUUCGUGAUGAAAUGAUUCAAAGUGUUUAUGAUGUAUGUGAUUUUCUAUCCCAAAAAGUCAAAAAUGAUACAGCUGUAAAUUUGGUUGAAGAAAGGUUUAUGGAAAAUGCUAAAUUUCUUUAUAAAUUUUUCUUUCAUAGUUGCAGAGAAAGUGAUUAA